UUGAGCAUAAGGUGACAUCACCUGGCGGUACGUGACUUGAUUAAAAACGCGCUUAGGUAUAAGGUACAGUGAUUUUAAAAUGUUCAAUGCGUAUCCGUAAGACAAAUUGGUGUCUCAAUCGGUUCAUUUUCAUCCAAAGCAGAAGUAGCAUUUAACACUGCCAUGGAGGGAAGCGUUAUAAACGAGGGAUUUGAGAUGUCGGAACAAAAGGAAAAUAUUAAGUACCUCGAUGUCCCUGCUACUAAUGGAACUUCACCUAGUGUAGAAAAGCGACAGGGUUUUAAGGGAUCCACUGAGAAAAGUGAUGACGGUCAGCGCGUGCUUCCCGCCAUUUCUACAACCAUUCAAAAAGAGGAAGCAGAAACUGAACAGACGACGACAGAUCUGAUCUAUAAGAUCAGUUCCUAUGUUCCUCCACAUCUCACUCUUAUGUUUGCCUUCCAGCAAGCCCUGUUGUCUAUAUCGGGCUCCCUGGCUGUGUCCCUACUAGUGGCCGAGGUGGUAUGUGCUGAGGACAACGAUGAAUUUAAAGCCAAACUUCUCAGUUCCACAUUGUUUAUGAAUGGUCUUACCACCUUCUUGAUGGUCACACUUGGUAUACGAUUACCGUUGUAUCAGGGCGCUACCACUGAUUACGUGGCACCACUACUCGCUAUGUCACAGCUAGACACAGGCAGAUGUAACGGUACCCGGCCAAUCACUGUUUUCAACAACAUUACAAACACAACGGAGACAAAAUUCCCAGAGGGUUCCGACGAAAUUAUACUUCACUCAAUACAAGCAUUACAAGGCAGUUUAUUGGCCGCUGGUGCUGUCCAUUUUUUGUUAGGAGCGACUGGAUUGGUUGGAUUUUUGCUGCGAUUUAUUGGACCAAUAACUAUCGUCCCAACCAUUCUUCUCAUUGGUAUAUACAUGACAAAAGCAGUAAUAAAGUUUGCCCAAGUCAACUGGCCGCUGUCUUUGAUGACAUGUGCCAUAGCCAUUAUACUCUCCUUGUACUUAGCUAAGAUGAAAACUCCCUUACCGAUGUGGUCAAGGAAGAAAUCCUGGCAUGUCAUUCGCUACCCACUUCAUCAGGUGUUCGCUAUCCUGAUAGCGUUGGUGGUAGGUUGGGUGAUGUGUGCAGUCCUUACGACGGCCGGGAUGUUCAGUAUGGACAGGGAUCAUAAGGACUUCUACUCCCGAACAGAUGCAAGGACGGACAUUGUCCAAAGAGCUAGCUGGUUCCACUUUCCGUACCCCGGUCAGUUUGGACCAAUGAGGUUUGACGUCUCAGUGUUUGUUGGCUUUAUGGUGGCAACUAUUGUUUCCAUCCUUGAUUCCAUUGGCGAUUACUACGCAUGUGCCUCAAUCUGCAAAGUCCCUCCUCCCCCUGCACACGGUGUUAACAGAGGUAUCGCCAUCGAGGGGUUCUGCUCCGCGUUAUCUGGUGUUAUCGGGUGUGGGCAUGCCACCACCACUUACGGAGGUAACAUCGGAGCUAUCGGACUGACACGGGUAGCCAGCCGUUACGUAUUCAUGGCAGUUGCACUUAUCUAUAUCAUAUUUGGUCUCAUCGGGAAAGUAUCCGCCGUUUUCAUCACCAUACCGUAUCCGGUGCUAGGUGGCGUUCUCAUGGUCAUGUUUGGUGCCUUCAAUGGAGUAGUUCUGUCCAAUCUGCAGGCUGUCAGUCUAUCAUCCACUCGGAACCUCACCAUCAUAGGUACAGCCCUGUUCGUAGGCUUGAUGGUACCUCAGUGGGUUAAAGACUACGACAAGCCUAUCAACACAGGAAACAAAGACGCAGAUGAUGUGAUUACGAUGUUGCUAGGCAACCCAAACCUAACGGGAGGUGUACUUGCCUGCUUCCUUGAUAAUACAAUACCUGGUACGAGGGAAGAGCGGGGCCUUGCGGCCUGGGAAGCUCUAGAAGAUAAUCCAUCGGCAAAUUAUUCGGAGGGUUACGAGGUAUACAACCCUUUGUUCUUUGACAAAGUGAAGCACUUCAAGAUACUCAAAUUUCUGCCUUUCAUGCCUGCUCCACAAGUCAAGGGCUUAAAAAGAAAGAGAUUCUUGUCCCUAGAUCUGGGAAACCACCAUGGCAUGACCGGCGCCUAUACUACUACAAGAUGAGGGCAACUGCUUUUCUAUUA
Messenger RNA from Mizuhopecten yessoensis (Yesso scallop), 2132 nucleotides. RefSeq names its product solute carrier family 23 member 1-like. The transcript is spliced from 12 exons. The record is from RefSeq and is a predicted model, not a curated record. Lineage: Eukaryota; Metazoa; Mollusca; Bivalvia; Pectinida; Pectinidae. Gene Ontology annotation, cellular component: membrane. The coding region runs from base 163 to 2112 and encodes 649 amino acids. Gene Ontology annotation, molecular function: transmembrane transporter activity. Gene Ontology annotation, biological process: transmembrane transport.